AUUCGUUGGGAGUACAUCUGUAAAGAAUUAUACAGAAUUGAACAAUUUAAAAAUUGGGUUUUGAACAAAUGUGUGAAAUAAUAAAUAAGUUUAAAUACUAUUUAAUUAAUUUAGCAGGAAAUUGUUAUAAAAUAAAAAAAAUGGACGUAACAAGAGACAACAUGGAAAACUUAAAUAAGGAAGAUACAGUUGAGAUGUUGGUGAAAGCAAACUUGUAUUUAAAGCACCAUGACAGUUGGGAUGAUUGGAAGACGUAUGUAAAACAGCAGGAAAUACUGCAGCUCAUUAUUAACAUGGAAGCUCCGCUGCAGCAGAGACGAGCAUAUGCCUAUAAGGUUUCCACGAAUAUUUCGACCAGAGAACAACCUUUGAUAAAAACACUAAUCUUUAAGCUACAACGUUUGAACAAAGUGAAACAAUUCUAUAAAUGGGCUUCGUAUAAUGGUGUCCGCUACGAUUGUUUUAAAUUUCAGAAGUUUCCUGACUUACAUUAUGGUUUAAUAGCCAAUGAGGAUAUCAUAAAAGAUGAUUUAAUAUUAAGUAUUCCACGUAAACUGAUGUUGACAGGGGAACAUUUGGACUGUACUAUGUUUGAUCGAUUGCCGAAUAUGAAAUUGGUGUUAGCUUUAAUCGAGGAGUCGCUUAAACCGGACUCAUUUUGGAGACCCUACAUUGAUAUAUUGCCCAAUAGCUAUAAUACAGUUUUGUAUUUUACGGUUGAGGAAAUGUCUGAGUUAAAUGGCUCUAAUGCUUUGCCGACUAUUUUAGAAUUUUGCAAAAACGUAACUCGUACGUAUGUGGAAAUUUAUUAUAUAAGGAGGGAUAUGCCACAGUUCAACUAUGAUUUAUUUAGAUGGGCCGUUUCUACUGUUAUGACCCGGGAAAAUCUUAUUCCCCGCUCCAAACCCUUGCCGGGCGAAGAAACACCCUCUACUAUUGCUGCCUUAAUACCUUUCUGGGACAUGGCCAAUCAUCGUAAUGGCUCUAUCUCUUCUUUCUUUAAUGUGGAGACCCAAGAGAUGGAGAGCAAAGCCCAGGAGGACUUUAAAAAGGGUGAACAGGUUUUCAUACAUUAUGGCGAUCGUUCUAAUGCCGAGCUAAUGACUCACAAUGGUUUCAUCAAUGCCCAAAAUCCCAAAGACAGUGUAACCAUUAAACUGGGCUUAAGUACCUCCGAUGCUCUAUUCGCGAAACGCAAUCAACUCUUGCAACUGCUCAACAUACCAAAGACUUGUGAAUUGAAAGUUCUACCUCCACCCGAGCACAUUUCCUCGGAACUUUUAGGUUUCGUUCGUGUCUUCAACAUGAAUGAAGAACAAUUGGAUCACUGGAUAACGUCUGAGCGUGCCAUGGACCUGCUGCAUAUUGAUUGUGCUUUAGAAACUGAAUUGGAGUCGAAAACCUGGCAGUAUUUGCAGAUACGCCUUAUGCUACUAUUGAGAGCCUUCUUCACCACCCUGGAAGAUGAUGAAAAUCUAUUUGAGGGACUAAAAAAGGGUGAAAUAAAGCCAGCAAGAACCUAUAUACAGAUGAUGAUAUUGGAGUAUCGUAUACUGGAGAAACGUAUACUGACUGCUGCUUUGGAUUAUGCCAAACAAAGGACCAAAGCCUAAGCAGCAACAGCCACUUUAACAAGAUGAACAAGAUGAAUUAAUAAUAAAAAAGCGCUGAAUAUAUAUGUUACAAGUAGCAACAAAACUUUUUUUAAAAAGCCCUGGAGAAGAACUACAGAUAUAAUGGCCACUUUACAAUGUUUUUUAAGUAAAAAAAAUAAAAUAAUUCAAAAAAAACCUAGAGAUAAAACAGUACAGACUGUAACAACUACUAAUAUAAAGAUGCCGACAAAAUAACAAAGGAAUUCGAAACCAAAUAACCAACAAUAACAACUACACAACCGCAAUGCAACAAAGUUAAAGGACAACAACAAAAACAAUAGAUCACAAACACAGCUAAGAGUGUGUGUAUAAGAGAAUUAUUAAAGAGACAAAGUCAUCUUAAGAAUACUU
This is a messenger RNA of Calliphora vicina (urban bluebottle blowfly), 2006 nucleotides long. It is a transcript of the gene Setd3, whose product is annotated as SET domain containing 3. The coding region runs from base 69 to 1613 and encodes 514 amino acids. The transcript has 3 exons. Gene Ontology annotation, biological process: peptidyl-lysine trimethylation; peptidyl-lysine monomethylation; actin modification. The record is from RefSeq and is a predicted model, not a curated record. Gene Ontology annotation, molecular function: protein-L-histidine N-tele-methyltransferase activity; protein binding; protein-lysine N-methyltransferase activity. Lineage: Eukaryota; Metazoa; Arthropoda; Insecta; Diptera; Calliphoridae.